Messenger RNA from Phaeoacremonium minimum UCRPA7, 696 nucleotides. Its product is annotated as putative g-patch domain-containing protein. Gene Ontology annotation, molecular function: nucleic acid binding. The transcript has a single exon. The record is from RefSeq and is a predicted model, not a curated record. The coding region runs from base 1 to 696 and encodes 231 amino acids. NCBI's taxonomy places the organism in Eukaryota, Fungi, Ascomycota, Sordariomycetes, Togniniales, Togniniaceae.
AUGGCAUCAGACCACGAAGAUGACGACUUUGAUGAUGUUCCACUUCACCAUAAGAAGCCCUUCGGCUCUGGCCUGAAGCGCAAAGAGAUCAAGUUCGUGCGCGCCUCUACAGGCGAGCUCAGCACCACAGAUCAGGCCCCGAAGAUUGCCUCAGGAAAGUCAAUAAGCGAUUUGUACCUAAACUUAGUGCUUCCGAAGAACCAGAAUCAGCCCAAAGCUGAGAGUGAGAGUGUAGCGCCUGAACUCUGCGCAGUAUGCAAGUUGCCACUAUCGUCGAAGCCUUUGGCCAGAGAUGAUGGUUCCGGGAGCAUCGCAAGCUCACUGUCGCAUCACGAAGCCUCGUUGGCCCACCAAGUGUGUCUCACCCACUCGCAUCCACCAUCGGCUCUGGACCGCACUCGUAUGGGUCUGAGGAAUCUGGAAUCUUACGGCUGGAAUCCCGAUGGUCGGCAAGGCUUGGGUGCUUCGGGAGAAGGCAUCCAAUUCCCACUGAAGGUAAAGCCAAAGGAUGACACGCUCGGCCUCGGUGUGGUGAUACCUAAGGAUUUCGAACCCAAGAAAAAGGAAAAGCCACAGAAACUAGAUGCGAAGAAAAUUCGAAAGAUGGCCCAGGAGGACCGAAAGAAGACCGAGAAAUUACAGCAGCAGCUCUUUGGCCGCGUUGACUUGGACCGGUACUUGGGAGAUGGAUCCUGA